AUGGAGAAAUUCAGGAGUCAAAACGGCCGGGCAACGCAUGGGAUGAUGCGCUCGACCAGCCGUAGGGCCGUGGCUUGUGCUGCUUGUUCUCAAGGCAUCACCCGCUGCGCAAUCAUUCAUCAGCAUCCAUCCAACCCCGCGGCAGCUACAUCUCAUUCCGCCAAAGCUGCCCGAUUGUCCAUAUCGGCUGUGGUCCGGGAGCCCGACGCAGCUCAGACAGUUAACCCCCGCACCCCCACACAAAUUGACAGUUUUCUUUCCAUUGAGCGGCCCAUGCGGGAUUGGAACAGUGGAAUGAGGGGACUCUUCCCUGACCGGACUUUUCAGCGGACGCCAGAGACAGGUGUAGUCACCAGGUUAGACCCAUCCCCCUGGUCAUUCCGGCAAUUCUACUUGCUUGGUGAUCUGGCGCCUGCGCAGCAGAAGCUGGAGCGAAGACUCCCGCCACGCCCAAGUGCUUCCGCAGCGGAGCCUCUGAUUCGGGAAAGUAGUGUGCGUAGAUAA
Molecule: messenger RNA, 504 nt
Organism: Chaetomium globosum CBS 148.51
Lineage: Eukaryota; Fungi; Ascomycota; Sordariomycetes; Sordariales; Chaetomiaceae
Exons: 4
Coding region: 1-504 (167 amino acids)
Source: RefSeq, a predicted model, not a curated record